AUGGCUCCAACAUCUUGUUCUGACCUCCCAGAAGAGCUGCUGGAGAGCAUCUUGAAGAAGCCAACAAAUGUCGUUAAUCUUUACAACUGCCGCUAUGUGUGUCGUUCAUGGCGGUCCGUCGUCGACAAGGUGUUAGCGUCGACACCUCCGCACCUACUUGUCUACGAAAAGCAUCACAGAAUGGUAAGAAGCAUAAGUUUCGUGAAUGUUUUCACCGGCGAAUCGCGCGUUUGUAGACUUCCGAAGUUAAAGAAUGGUAAUGGGCAGACCCGGUUUCCCAGUAGCGUCUACUCCUGGCAUCGUUGGGUGGUAAUGGAUUUCAUAUUCCUUCAUCAUAGAUACCCUAAAACCCUUCAUCAUAGAUACCCUAAAACCCUUCAUCAUAUCUUUCUCUAUAACCCAUUCUCAAGGGCUCGGAUUCGGCUCCCUGUUUUCAAAUUUAACUUUUUUGAUCCCUGCAGAAAACGCAAGUUCAUUGUGUCUUGUGAAACGAAAAAUCCAAGAUCAAUUGGUUUAGCUAUUCGUGAUGGGCGAUAUCUUGAGAAGUUGAUGUUCUGGAAUACAGGAGAUGAGGAGUGGACAACCUUCGUUAAGGAGCCGAUGCCCAUAGUUGAUAUUACAAGCUACAAGGGUGGAUUCUGUGUUCUUGACGGGGACCUCAAGUUUAUACAAUUUGACCAUGAGCAUGUUCCUCAUCUCAAAAUAACUUAUGUUUUAUCAAGUUAUUAUCAUCCGACUCAAUAUCUGGUGGAAUCGCUGUGUGGGGAUCUGUUGUUGGUUCAACUGAAUAUUGGGUGCAAGAUUAAAAUUUUCAAAAUGGAUUGGGAGAGGAAGGCGUGGGAUGAGAUCAAAAGCUUGGGUGAUGAAGCAAUUUUCUUGAGCUGUGCUGAAUCUGUGUGCAUACGAGCUGAGGACUCCACCAUAUUCAAACCUAAUUGCAUCUAUUUCACAGAUGGUGCCUUCAGUAUGCCAGUAGAGCAAAAGGAGUUGGGGGUAUACGAUAUCGCAAAUCAGACUGUCGGUUCAGUCGCUCUCUCUAUUCCUUUUGACGAUGAUGAACAAUGCUACCGAUGGUUCACAACGUAA
Messenger RNA from Corylus avellana, 1086 nucleotides. Its product is annotated as putative F-box protein At5g55150. The record is from RefSeq and is a predicted model, not a curated record. Gene Ontology annotation, molecular function: protein binding. NCBI's taxonomy places the organism in Eukaryota, Viridiplantae, Streptophyta, Magnoliopsida, Fagales, Betulaceae.